This is a messenger RNA of Phoenix dactylifera (date palm), 1386 nucleotides long. RefSeq names its product Homeodomain-like/winged-helix DNA-binding family protein. Gene Ontology annotation, molecular function: double-stranded telomeric DNA binding. Gene Ontology annotation, cellular component: nucleosome. NCBI's taxonomy places the organism in Eukaryota, Viridiplantae, Streptophyta, Magnoliopsida, Arecales, Arecaceae. Gene Ontology annotation, biological process: nucleosome assembly. The record is from RefSeq and is a predicted model, not a curated record.
CAAAGAAACGUUAACCCUAACCCUAACCCUAACCCUAAUUUCCUAGGGGAAAAGAGAAGGGGGCUUCUUGAUGCCGAGCGAAGGGUGGAGGAGGAGAGAAGAGAUCUGAGGAGAGGAAGAAAAGGAAGAAAGGAAGAAAGGAAGGAGAUGGGGGCUCCGAAGCAGAAGUGGACGUCGGAAGAGGAGGAGGCUCUGAGGGCCGGCGUGGACAAGCACGGCGCCGGCAAGUGGCGGACCAUCCAGAAGGACCCCGAGUUCAGCCACUGCCUCGCCACCCGCUCCAACAUCGACCUCAAGGACAAAUGGAGGAAUAUGAGUGUUAGUGCUAGCGGCCAUGGAUCUCGGGAGAAGAUAAGGACACCAAAAGUAAAAGGUCUGCCUGCUAUUCCGUCAUCAAACUCUCAGAACCUCACUGUUUCUGCCCUGAAAAAAGAUGAUGGAGUACAAGCAAUGGUGGAUUCUACAAAGAACUCGCAAGAUGGGAAGAAUCCUCCUCGGUACACUGCAAUGAUAAUCGAAGCACUUGCGGCAAUGCAAGAGCCAAAUGGUUCAGAAAUUGGUGCAAUUUGUAGCUUUAUCGAGCAACAAAAUGAUGUACCACAGAAUUUUAGGAGGUUGCUUAGCUCAAAGUUAAGACGGCUUGUUGCGCAGAAUAAAAUAGAAAAGGUUCAAAGGGGGUACAGGCUCAAAGAUUCCUCGUUUGCAACAAAAACUCCUACCCCAAAACAAAAGGAUCCGGCAAACCGCUCGAAGCUGCCUCAAAACUCUGGAUCUUGCAACGCUAUAAACCCUGUCGAGGAUGCAGCGAUAACUGCUGCUUACAAAAUUGCCGAUGCAGAGGCCAAAUCAUUUUUUGCAUCUGAAGCAAUCAAGGAGGCGGAGAAGAUAUCCAAGAUGGCUGAAGAGACAGAUUCGUUGCUGCUGUUAGCAAAGGAGAUCUUUGAGAGAUGUGCACGUGGUGAAAUCAUGACCUUGGCUUAAGCUGCACGACAGAAUUAUUGAUGGUAUCCUCGGGACCUGCUCUUGAUCGAUUAAACUUUUGUACAUGAAACUUUCUUUUCUUAGUGGUCAUUGGAAGCAUAGAAUUAACUUCUUGUGGUAAGAGAUACUUAACAGGAACAUAAUGGGAUCACCCUGUCAGGAAUGUAAGAUAAGCCUUUUGUAUAAAAUAUGCUAUUUUCAUCAGAUGACCACUGAAAUCGUUUGUUGCAUUGUUCGAUGAGGAGCAAUAGAUUCACCAUCUUCAUUCAAAUAAUUUUAGCAGCAGCAGCAAUCAACAGAUGAAGAAACAAGUAAAUACUCUAGACAGGAGAGGACAGAGGUCUACAAAAUCAUUCUGCUGUUGUUACUUUAUACCAUGUUUGAAUAGAUGUUGGUGAUUUGGCA